AUGGACGAACCUCGGCGAAGUGCAACUACGUGCAAUUUGGAGACCGCGUUGGCCAAGCCCAAGCAGCCGUCGGGGCAGUGUCUACUGAGACUUCACCAUGACCUCAAGAACAUCAUUGACAACCCUGUGCCAGGAAUCUUCGUCGAGCCAGAAAAAGGCGACGCCACCUACGUCCACGCCAUCAUCGUGGGACCCGACAACACGCCAUGCCAGGGAGGCUUGUUCCAUUUUGUGCUGAAGUUCCCCCUCAACUACCCAGACUGUCCACCGCAGGUACGCUUCAUGACGACCGAUGGCGGAAGGGUGCGCUUUAACCGGAAACUGUACAGCAGUGGGCUCGUAUCGCUCAGCAUUCCGGGCACGUUUCAUGGACCCUCGUGGAACCCGGAGAUGACCCUGAAAACAAUGGUGGUUUCGAUCCAGUCGUCGCUCAUCGAGCAGCCGUUGGCCUACGAACCUGCACUGGGACGGGAGUUCGAAACUUGGCUUGAGAAGACGAUGAGUUGCAACGCCAAACUGCGCUCUCAGACCCUCAAAGUUGCGAUUUGCGACGCACUCGAGGCUUGUCUUCUCGGCAACUCGUUGUACCCGCAGGACCUGCAGAUGGCUGCGAUGAGGCACUUCGUAGAACAAUAUGCCAAGUACGAAAGUGUAGCCUUCUCCCUACUUGGUGAAGACUCAAGCAAGGAGGAAUCUAAGCAGUACGCAGCGCUACUCGAGAGACUGCAAGACUUGCAUGAUCGCAUACUGCAAAACAACCCAGCGAUCAGGAAAAUGUGGCAAUGCGGCUACAAGGGCAUCAUGAACUGCUAG
Molecule: messenger RNA, 813 nt
Organism: Rhipicephalus microplus (southern cattle tick)
Lineage: Eukaryota; Metazoa; Arthropoda; Arachnida; Ixodida; Ixodidae
Product: ubiquitin-conjugating enzyme E2 Z
Biological process (GO): negative regulation of apoptotic process
Cellular component (GO): nucleus
Molecular function (GO): cysteine-type endopeptidase inhibitor activity
Source: RefSeq, a predicted model, not a curated record